AUGAAGUCGGUCUACUCAAAUCAUUCCGAACAUUUAAAGCCACUCAGCCGCGGUCAGGUCAGGGUGUUGUACCAGCGGCGCCGGGAAGACCCAGAGUACGCUUUGAUUCGGCCCCUGAAACUCGAAAGCUCUUCAAUCCGGGUAUUGAUUAACAGAGAUAUGGCAUUAUUGAAGAUCGAUACGCACCAACAUGUCAUGCCCCCGGCCGUUAAGAAGGCCAUCCAGAAGAACCCUGGCCUCGCACAGGGCAUGAAAGCUCCGGACUGGGUCCUAGAAAGGACGCUGGAAUUCAUGGCCAGCAACGACAUCGGGACAUCCAUUCUUUCCUGCCCGUUCCCACUCACGGUCGUUUGCCAGGACGCCGCGGAAACCGCAGCGCUCGCCAGAGAAGCCAAUGAGUAUCUCGCUUCUAUCCGUGACCGGCAUCCCACGCAGUUUGGUUUCUUUGCUUCCCUACCUUCAGCCGAGGAUACGGCCCGGUGCAUCGACGAGAUCAGAUAUGCGCUGGACAGGCUAAAGGCGGACGGCGUUGUGCUGUUCACCAGCUAUAACGACAAGUAUCUGGGCCAUCCGGAUUUCGAACCGGUUUGGCGAGAGCUGGAUAGUCGCACGGCCGUUGUAUUCACGCAUCCCACAAUGGAGGAUAUCAAAAAGUCUAUCGACGAGCCGUUCACGAUCCCGCGAGUGCUGAUGGACUGGUCACACGAGACCACGCGGACAGCCGUGCAUUUGAUCCUGACAAAUACCAUACGUCGUUGUGCGGGGAAUUGUCGAAUUAUUCUCUCCCAUGGCGGGGGAACGUUGCCUUUCGUCGCCGGCCGGAUCGCCGAUAUGGGGCUCCAAACUCACAUAUCUGGAAAGUCAGCCGAUGAGUUCCUCGCCGAUGCUAGGCUGUUUUAUUUCGAUCUGGCCCUGGUCGGACAUGCGAUGCCGCUUCAGCUUGUGAUGGAUUUCGCUUCUGAUGGGCAUGUCUUGUACGGCACUGACUACCCGGCGGUUAAAGAUGGAGACGUCGCUCAACAGUGGAUGGCCGUAGGUGAUAAGCCGCUAAUUGCUGCAACGCGCAUGGCUGCACAGACCCUUUUUCCGCGCUUGGCAGAGUAGAGAGCCCGAGACUGGCAUGAGCGAGUAGACGGCCAAGCCACGCUCUCCAUUCUAACACUUGCCACCACGAGUGUAGAG
Messenger RNA from Aspergillus nidulans FGSC A4, 1182 nucleotides. RefSeq names its product amidohydrolase family protein. The transcript has 2 exons. Bases 1 to 1104 code for a protein of 367 amino acids. Gene Ontology annotation, molecular function: carboxy-lyase activity; 6-methylsalicylate decarboxylase activity; hydrolase activity. Lineage: Eukaryota; Fungi; Ascomycota; Eurotiomycetes; Eurotiales; Aspergillaceae. The record is from RefSeq and is a predicted model, not a curated record.